Molecule: messenger RNA, 288 nt
Organism: Pochonia chlamydosporia 170
Lineage: Eukaryota; Fungi; Ascomycota; Sordariomycetes; Hypocreales; Clavicipitaceae
Exons: 1
Coding region: 1-288 (95 amino acids)
Source: RefSeq, a predicted model, not a curated record
AUGUUAGACAUGUCUUGGGUACCAUUACUGAGCAAUGGCACUAUAUCAUCCAAAAUCGUCACACACAAUUCCGCUCAGAUUGCCCCAUGGAAAGCAUCUAUGAUGCCCAUCACAGAGAAGAAAGGAGAUCGCGAUCGACACUCCUAUUGGACUCCACACAGCGAUUGGACCCGAGCCUUGAAGAUCGACUGGGACGUUUCACGUCCCAUUCUUCCGUAUGGCGACGAGAAGCAGCGCAGGCUGUGGGAGCAAGAUUUCUCACCUCAUGACUGGUAUGCCUUGUGUUAG